CCGAGGCGCCGCCCUGCGCCGUUGCAAAGAAGCGUCACGGCGUCAGAAAAAAAAAAAAAGAGGAGUCAGAAAACAGUCCCCUCUUCCCCCGGUGCACCGCUUAUAAAUUGGACUUCAGCCCCGCCUUUUUUUUCUGAUCGAGAGAAAAAAAAAAAAAAAGACAAGACAAGACAGAAGGAAAAGGGACGAAAGACGACUCUGGCAUGACCAUUUCUGGACCGCGCAACCAUCGCCGUGUCUAAACCACUUCCCCUCUUCCCCUCUUCCCCCUCAUCCUUUCUUUCCCCCUUAUCCCUCUUGAGCCCGGCGCUGUUGUCGCUGUCUUCUUCCUCAUCCCUGCUGCUGUCAUUUCCGCAGUUGCGCCGUUGUAUAGAAUGGAAACCCCCCCCGUCUUGGCGUCGCGCCAGUCCGGGCGCAGCUCCGAGAGCUCGCUGGACGUGGUCGAGAAGCAGAAGCUGGCCAACAAGGACAGCAACAAGAACAACAACAACAAGCAGCUCCCAUCCAGCCGGCCGGACCUGCACAACUCGGCGUCGCCCAAGCGCUGGACGACGUUCUGGAAGGCGUUCCGGUAUCUGCGCAACCUGACGCCCAAGCAGGUCGAUGACUUCAUGGCGUCCUACGUCAUCUACAACCUCGACUGGUCGGACGAGAAGCAGAUGGUCGAGACGCUGGGGGCCGACUACGCGACGCAGGUGGGCGACUGCCUCAAGGCGUACUAUGGGGUGCUCAACCACCUGUGCGCGCUGGGGGACGUGGAGAAGAUGUACAUCCCGCCGUUCAUGAGCCAGAAGGCGACGGUGCGGGAGAACCAGCUGCUGUACGAGGAGUCGAUCGCGCAGGCCCUCGGGCUCACCGCCGGCGAUCACGUGCUGGAUCUCGGGUGUGGCCGCGGCCGCGUCGCCGCCCACAUGACGCAAUACGCGGGCGCGCACGUCACCGGCCUCAACAUCGACCCCAACCAGAUCGCCCAGGCCCGCGCCUUCCACCGCCAGCUGGGCUUCGACGCCAACGCUUUCGUCGUCCAGGACUUCAAUACCCUGCCGCUGCCCUUCGCCGACGCCAGCUUCGACGCCUUCUACCAGAUCCAGGCCCUCAGCCUGUGCAAGGACCUGCCCGCGCUGUUCCGCGAGGUGUUCCGCGUGCUCAAGCCGGGCGCCAAGGUGUCGCUGCUGGAUUGGGCUAGCCUGCCCGCCUACGACCCGAGCAACCCCGAGCACGCCGAGCUGAUGAGUCGCGUCAAGCCGCUCAUCGGCGCCGUGGGCACCCCCACCCCCGACUCCCUCGAGGACGCCCUCACCCACGCCGGCUUCACCGUCCUGCGCUCCGACAACGCCAGCGUCGGCGGCCUGCAGGCCCCCCUCAUCGACAAGGUCGACUUCUACUUCCGCUCCAUGCGCCAGCUCAUCCUGGGCCUCGUCAAGACCCACGUCCUCCCCCGCCACUUCAAGACCCUGAUCAACCGUCUGUGCCUCGACGGCGAGGCCUUCAUCAAGAUGGAUACUAUGCGUCUGGUCACCACCAGCUACCGCAUCAUUGCCCAGAAGCCCCUACAAUAGACGCCCCCCCUCCCCCCCUCUCCCCCC
Molecule: messenger RNA, 1586 nt
Organism: Aspergillus heteromorphus CBS 117.55
Lineage: Eukaryota; Fungi; Ascomycota; Eurotiomycetes; Eurotiales; Aspergillaceae
Product: class I SAM-dependent methyltransferase
Exons: 1
Coding region: 375-1559 (394 amino acids)
Biological process (GO): ergosterol biosynthetic process
Cellular component (GO): endoplasmic reticulum
Molecular function (GO): sterol 24-C-methyltransferase activity
Source: RefSeq, a predicted model, not a curated record